Phalacrocorax carbo (great cormorant) is the source of this 2856-nucleotide messenger RNA. Lineage: Eukaryota; Metazoa; Chordata; Aves; Suliformes; Phalacrocoracidae. The record is from RefSeq and is a predicted model, not a curated record.
AUGCGGAAGUGAGAGCUGGAAAUCGGCACCGGCGACACAUGUGGCGCCAGGAUGGGGCGCAGCCCCGAGGCGUUUGACCCUCGACCCCUCCUGCCCCUGCCCAGGGUCUGCCCCCGGCAUCCCCCCCACCCCAUGGCGUAGCCGGCUCAGGGCCUUGGCGGGGAUCCCCCCAUGGCCGGCGGGGACCCUCGUGCCGGGGCGUGCCGGGGGGUGCCGGGGCGCCGGCGGAGGGCCCCGGCCGGGGGUGCGGAAGGGGUCAAACCGGCGCGAGGUGGUGGAGGGGAACUGCCGGUGGCGGGAAGGGGAAGCGGCAGCAGGAAACGGAUCAGCUCGGGGUUGGCUACGGGGAACCACCUGCCCUGACGCGCAGGACUUGACCGCGCGAGACGGUGCCCCACGCGCGGGUGCACACGCCAGCACCCAGCCACAGCCCUGGCAGGGCCCUGGCGCGCCCCCGGGCUGCGCCGGCAGGACGCGGCAGACAAGGGGUUACAGCCCUGGGAAAACCAGUCAUGGGUGUUCACCGGGCAAGGUGCAGCGCCAGCAGCUCGGCGGCUGCCGCCGGUUGCCCUGCCCGCCGCCGCUGCCCGACCCUUGCCCACACGCUCCCCGGCCUGCGGCGCGCCGGCACGCAGCCGGUGGCACGGCACCGGCGGCGCAGAGGUGGGAGGCAGGGGCUGCCGGGGCCGGCAGUGGCAGGAGGUGUUUGCCACGCACCCACGGCAGGAAUGCGGCCGGCCGGCUGGCCCAGGGCGGCUGGCAGCCGGGCACGGCCGGGGACAGAGCUGGUUGGAGCCCGGUCCGGCACGGCAGCGAGCAGGUCGUGACCUGUUGAGCUCCCGGUGCCGGCAGCGGCGCGCCGAGCCUGCGGCGAGCCCAGCACGCGGUGGCCCCGAGCGGACGGUGGCAUUGAGGUGACGGCGGUGACGGCCCCCUCCGGAGAGGCGGAGGUGUGGGUGCCGUUGGUGAUGGCCCCCAGCGCCGCGGGGCACAGAGGUCGCGCCGGCUGCACCGGAGGCGCCGGGCAGGAGCAGGGGGACGUCGCGCUCCCUCUCAGACCCCUGCCCGACCCCCCGGCGCCCCAUACGCCCCCGGCCAUGCUGCUGCCGGUGUCCCCCUUCCCCAACCGGGCACUGGCGGCCCUGGACAGCCUGGCCUUGGGGCUGCUGGCCCCCAGCUCCUGGGCCAUCAACGGCCUCCUCGACCUGCGGACGACGACGGCGGAGCAGAGCGGGCAGCGGCAGAGGCGGUGCGGACGGUGCCGCGGCUGCACCAGGCAGGCGCUGGCCGGGCUGGCGUACGUCGCCCUGGCGCUGCUCUCGCUGCCCUUGGCCGUGCUGGGGCUGCUGCUGUGGCUGCCGGUGCAGGCGGCGCGGCGGCCCUUCGUCUACCAGUACACGGCGGGCACGGCGCCGGCGGAGCCGUGGGACCUGCGGCAGCGCCGGACCUUCACCUUCGUCAGCGCCAACGUCUGCCUGCUGCCCAGCGGCCUGGCCAAGUUCAGCAACCUGGGGCAGACGCCGCAGCGCGCCAACUACAUCGCCGGCCGCCUGGCCCCGGCGCCGCCGGGACGCCGCGGCAACCACGCCAGCCUGGUCGAGCCGUGGGGCGGCGAGGCCAACGGCUAUGGCGGGACCCUCUCCACCGCGUGGCAGCGCCCCGCCAGCGUGGCGGUGGAGAUGCCGGAGGAGGCGGCCGGGCCCCCGCCGGUGGAGGCGGCCGAGCCCGCGCCGGCCGUGUUGUCCGAGCGUUUCCCGCCGGACGCCGACUUCAUCUGCCUGCAGGAGGUGUUCGAGGCGGGCGCCGCCGCCAGCCUGCGCCGGCAGCUGGGGGGCACCUUCCCGCACGUCCUCUCCGAGGUGGGCGCCCGGGGGCUGCGGGGCGGCCGCCUGAAGCUGCUCGACAGCGGGCUCUUCGUGGCCAGCCGCUACCCGCUGCUGGCGGCGCGUUACCAGGCCUUCCCCAACGGCGCCCGCGAGGACGCCCUGGCCGCCAAGGGCGUGCUGGCCGUGCAGGUGCUGCUGGGCUCGGCGCAGGGGCGGAGGGUCGUGGGUUACAUCGGCUGCACCCACCUCCAGGCGCCCGCAGCCGAUGCCGCCAUCCGGGACAUGCAGCUGACGCUGGGGCUGCGGUGGCUGGAGCAAUUCCGGGACGCGCAGGAGGAGCGCGGGGACGUGGUGGCCUUCGACGUCUUCUGCGGCGACCUCAACUUCGACAACUGCUCCCGAGGUGACGAGCUCAACCAGAGGCACCAGCUCUUCGAGGUGUACCGGGACCCCUGCCGCCAGGGGCCCGGGCAGGACGCGCCCUGGGCCAUAGGGACCCUGCUCAACUACCUGAAGAUCUACGAGGAGCCCGUGUCCACCCCAGAGAAGCUGAAGAGGACCCUCUCGCAGCCGGUGGGGCGGCAGCAGUACCUGGCGGGCCCGAUCCUCUCCAGCGGGCAGCCCGACCCGGCAGCCCCCGGCCCCUGGCAGGGCCGGCGCGUGGAUUACAUCCUGUACCGGCAGCACCGCGGGGCCGUGCCGCUGCGGACGGAGGUGGUGGGGGUCUCCGCCAUCACCCAGCUGGCCACCCGCUCCGACCACCUGCCCGUGGCCCUGCGGCUCGAGGUGGCCCCCGUGGCCCCCUGAGCCACCGGCGCAUCCCCGGCACCAGAGCCAGCGCUGGCACCGAUGUGUGAGGGGGGCCGGCACCCCGUGUGGGGGGUCCCGGGGCCCACGCGUGCCGGCGUCCCGUGGGGCCACCGCGGUGCGUGGCUGCGCCCGCCGCCACAGCCCCUGGGUGCCACGCUCCGGCAGGGCUGGCACCAGCCGCCGUUUUAGCAACUGGAGUGAAAUAAAGGCCUCGAGCGCA